CUCGGAAGGGCAAUCCGGCGGGCGGGCCCUCCGGCUCUCCUCCCCUGCCUACUCCUCUUGGGCGGGAAAGGGCUUGCGGUUUCUUCCCCUCCCAGGAACAGAAAGGGAGGCAGCAGCCUUUGUGUGCUUUCCUGGCUCCAGCGCCGCCUGCCCGCCGGCCGAGUUUUCCUCAUUCUCUGAAGGAAGAAGAAGAGGAGGAGGAGGAGGAGAAGGAAGAGCUCCUCCUCCUGCUUCUCCUCCUCCUCCUCCGCGGCCAUUUGCCUCCGCCCCUCGUCGCCAAACGGGACUCAUUCGCCAAGGAGCGGCGGCGGCGGCGGAGAAGAAGCAGGUAACAAUGCUGAGCUUUUUUCGGCGAACGCUUGGGCGCCGGUCUAUGCGCAAGCAUGCCGAGAAAGAACGACUAAGGGAAGCCCAGCGAGCUGCAACUCACAUCCCUGCAGCGGGAGAUGAGAAGUCCAUCAUUACUUGCAGAGUCUCUUUGCUGGAUGGGACGGAUGUCAGUGUGGACUUACCGAAAAAGGCCAAAGGACAGCAUCUGUUUGAACAGAUCAUGUACCAUCUGGACCUCAUAGAAAAUGACUACUUUGGACUACGAUUUAUGGAUUCAGCACAAGUGGCACACUGGUUGGACAACACAAAAAGUAUUAAAAAACAAGUGAAAAUUGGCCCCCCAUACUGUCUGCAUCUUCGUGUAAAAUUUUACUCUUCCGAGCCAAACAACCUACGAGAAGAACUCACAAGAUAUCUAUUUGUUCUUCAACUAAGACAAGACAUUCUGAGUGGGAAAUUGGAGUGUCCCUUUGAAACAGCAGUGCAGCUGGCAGCUUACAUGUUACAGGCUGAACUGGGGGACUAUGACCCUGCUGAGCAUAUCCCUGACAUAGUGUCAGAAUUCAGGUUUGUGCCGAGUCAAACUGAAGAGAUGGAACUGGCUAUUUUUGAGAAGUGGAAAGAAUACAGGGGUCAAACACCAGCACAGGCAGAAACAAAUUAUUUGAACAAAGCAAAAUGGCUGGAAAUGUAUGGAGUAGACAUGCAUAUAGUCAAGGCAAGAGAUGGUAAUGAUUAUAGCCUCGGACUAACACCAACAGGCGUUCUCGUGUUUGAAGGCGAAACCAAGAUUGGAUUGUUCUUCUGGCCAAAAAUCACAAGGCUGGACUUUAAAAAGAAUAAGUUAACACUAGUGGUGGUUGAAGAUGAUGAACAGGGAAAGGAGCAGGAACAUACUUUUGUCUUCAGGCUGGAUCACCCAAAGGCCUGCAAACACUUGUGGAAGUGUGCAAUUGAGCAUCAUGCCUUCUUCCGCCUCCGUGGACCCGUCCAAAAAGGUUCCAGUCGAUCAGGCUUCAUUCGGCUGGGGUCACGGUUCAGAUACAGUGGGAAAACAGAGUACCAGACAACAAAAACCAACAAAGCCAGAAGAUCAGCGUCCUUUGAAAGAAGACCUAGCAAACGAUACUCAAGAAGGACAUUACAAAUGAGAGCAAACCCUGCAAAGUCUGAUGAUACUAGAUCUUUUGAGAGCUGCCCAGUCAGCCUUCCAAAUAAUGUUUUCAGCCAAAAUAACGGAUCACAGCCGACCUGGAGUGCAGUGACAGUCUUGCCUUCUGUAAUGCCAGUUCCCUCUGGCCCUGUUUUAGUUGAAAUUGAGAAUCUUCCCAGGAGUCCUGGAACUAGCCAACAAGAAAAGAAAAGUAUGCCACCAAUUGUUGACUUACUGGAUAAGAAGGAAUUACUGGAAACAUGCAUUGACAAGACUGCUGGUUUAUCUCCUGUGGGAGGAUCAGCUGAAGCUCUGGAAGAAACAGAUAUUUCUUUCUCCCCGCUUGGCACCAGGGAGCACCCGUCCGAGAAGGCAGAUCCUGUUGUAAUAGUUGAGGAUCCAUCAUUGAAAUUGAAGCAGCCUGAGGCAGAGCUCAGUCCGGUGCUAGUUUCCCAGUCAAACAUCAACAUCAAUGUCAACAAACAGGAGGAAGUGGUGAAGCUGACAGAGAAAUGCCUCAACAAUGCCAUUGAGAGCCCAGCGAAUGCCUCAGUGCGUCUGCCUCCAGACAUCAAGAGCAACAUCCUGAAAGCCCAGGCUGAGGCAGGGCACAAGGUCAUAAGGGAGGAAAGCAUAUCCGGCACCAAGAACACUAAUAUCCAAGAUGCUGCUACCAGGAGUAUUCUUCUGUCAGGAAAACUUCAGAACAGCGCACUGCGAGCCCAGAGCCCAGUGUUUCCGGAGCCAAAAGAAGGACUGAAAGUGAUCGCAGUCUCAAACGCCUUCAUGCCGAGCGAAUUAAGUGCAGAUAAUGCUGUUUCCAUACCUGAAGAUUCUCAGACACUUCAUAACCCAAUUCCUGCAGAGGAAGCUGCUAUUAUAAAGAACUCUCCAGAGGAUAUCGAGAUUUUGUUAACAUCACAGACAGAGAAUUUAAUUGACUUUACAGAAGCCAUGCCUCGGGUGUCUUCUCCACCCACAAUUAUGCCCAGGUGGUUAGUGCCAAGUGGACUGGUUUCCAAUGGACCUUUGGGGAGUGAGGUUGCUUUAGCUCUUAAGGCAGCAAGAGGAAGCAGCGAGGCACUCUCGGUGUUAGCUGGCUCUCCGCCACCAUUGUUCUCCCCUGAAAUCAUGCCCAGUGCUGUUGCUGAAGAUGCCACAAGAGAGCCAAAGUGUUUGCUCACCACUGAACUCUGAGCUUUGGCAAAGUCUCAUCUUCCUAGCAUCUCUUGCAAGCCCUCAAAAAGGACUUCCUUGGAAUUAUCCAAUGCUGUGACCACGGUUAAAAAGAAAUACCUGGGUGUUUUAUUGUGGAUCCUGUCAACUGGAAUUAGAGUUUAACUAUAGGACAAAGAGCUCUGGGAAGCCUGAGCACCUCUUCGUAAAAUACACUGGAACAAGUCUCGAUGCGUAUUGAAAUUUGUGAGGUUUCCAUCCAUUAGUAGUACAUAGAACUCUUUGCUGACUUAUAAAUGUAAAAAGAAAGUGAUCACUGUGAUGAGCCAGUUAGCUGAGUUUAUUUGCAUCCAGUAAAUGGAAGGAUCAAACAUUUUAAGGCCAUCUGCUGGUCAUUGCUAUAAGAACAAAUAUUACUGAUUAAAAAAAAUAGAGCAACCACUCUCUUAUUCUGUGGGGCCAGCUUCUCUGAUCCUCUUUUGUAUUGAUAUCUGACCAGUUUUCUUGGCCUUAAUCAGCUUUCUAGAUUGUGUACUUUUUCUCAGAAUGUAAGGACCAAUUUUUAUUCCACUAGCAGGUUACACUUUUCUAAUCUGGACGUGGAAGCAAUUAUCUUAUCAUAUACUUUAAAGAUACUGCCAUUUCCAUGAGUACAUUGCCACAUUCUCUCCCAUUCUGUAUAAAUGACUGUAUGGUAAGCAAUGGGUACACUUUCAGUGAAGGAAAAACUUGAGAGAGAAGAACAUAUUCCUUUGUGGUCUUUCACAGGGUGAUGUCUAGACUUGAGAAGAAAUAACCUGAAAUUGUUAAAGUUCUUCUGAAUAUGUCUGUGUCCAUUCUACAAAGUGCAUUACUCUUGUAUUGCAGACAUUGCAUGUUCGUGUAAGUAAUAUAUUAGGAGUUAUUGUUCUAUUUCUCUCUCUGCUCCAGGGGAGGUUGCAAUUAGACUUUGCCCAUACUGAUUGUUAAAGCAAAACAUGCCAACAACCUUCCCUACCUUCUUUAAAUUAACCAAUAACUUGGCAUUUAGAGAAAAAAUUCCCACUAUGCAUUGAAGAACUGGUUAUUUUAGACCGAUAGCAGAAUUGUUUUCUACCAUAAACUCAGGAAGAAUGCUGUAUGUGAGCUAAGUGAGCCUCUGUUUAUCUCACAUGUAGAUUUUUUUAAAUCUGAUGUCUGCUUUGAACACUGGAAGAGAACAAUUAAAACAGGAAUAUGCAAAUAAGACACUGCCCUUUUGUCCCAGCUCCCAAACUAACUGAGCUCCCUUCUUGUCAUCAAAAGGGGGUACAAUAUGGAAAAAUGCAAUCAUUUUCACAGUUCCAAAAUGACCUUUAUAGUGGAAAAGCAAUUUGGUUUGCAAGAAGGGGGUGCUUUAAGAUGAACAGUUCCUAAUGUUGUCAAUUGGAAGAUGUAAUAUACCUGUCCUAUGUUUUCUUCUGAACAAAAAAAAGAUGAUGGAGAAGAAAAGCAUGGAAAGGUAUAACUGGAAACAUUAGUAUCUUGAUCCUCUGUAAACAUUAUUGUUUGAAACAGAGCAUUUAUAGGAUAAAUGCUUCACCCGAAAGUGUUCCCAGUUAGAAGAAACCUUCUAGUUAGUUAGUUAGUGUAUUUACACAGUCAGUUAUACAUGGAGUAUCAGACAAAUUCAUUGUGUGAACAGCUUGGUCACUCUUGUCUUUCCCCUCAUUUCCCCCUUGCAGCAUAGCAUACACUGGAGCGCAGGAUGCGUAUGGGGAGGGGGAAAGAGCCAACUACAGGGUGUUUGCUUUACUCCUUUGUGUUCCCUAGAACAUUGCAAGUCUAGCCAGUUUGUAGAGUGUUACAUGUUGAUUUGCAUUGCUCAGUUCAACAAGGCCCAGCCCAAACAUGCUGUUUGUGUGAUGCAGGCCUCCAAAUGUGUUGCUCCACAUCAUCCCUGGCUAGCAGCCUGUUAACUGUGGGGCACUCGGUGGAAGGCUGUUGGAAGAGAUUGGUGUAUCUUAUUUGCAGGUUACUAUUACCUAAAAGUUAUUCUAGGUUCUGAACAGUAGCCUAACUGAGAAAUGCUGGUAAAGUAACAUUGACUUUAGUUAAUGCAAAUGUGGGGAACCUUUAGACCUCAAGUAAUUGAUGAAUAACUCUUCCCAUCAUAGCUCAUUUCUGGCUAGCUAGGGCUGAUGGGCAUUAGGGUUCAACAAUAUUUGGAAGGCCAGAGUUUUGCAAUCCAGGUCUUAAUACAUUGCACUAGUGUUUAAAGAAACUGAUCAAAUUGCUUGAUCACUUCAUACAGUUAUUGAAUGGCCGGAGCAAACCUUAGGAGUUUGUAGUAAUGCAUACUGAAAUGCUUGGUUGUUCAGCAUCAAUAUCUUAUCCUGUGCGAGCAAACAUUUCACCUGCUUUAUGUAAGGACAAUGGCAUUGAGGAAAAUACAGUAUUCCACAUGUAUGGUUCUCAGUUGCACACUCAAAACAAGAAAGUGUUCUGUUUUUCCUUCUUGCUUGUUUUUCUUAACUGGACAAACUUACUUUAAAGUACGUAAGAGUUUUUGCAUUAGAAUAUUUUGUUAAAGAACCACACCACUAACUGCUGUAUUUGUAACUUUUUUAACGAUGUAGAGCUUGACAGUUGCUCUAAGUAUAACUUAUUUUUUUAAGUAUUGUGUACAUAUACCUGGUGCACAGUUUCAUGGCUGCAGAUGUACAAACUGUGCUAGAAUAACUGCACUGAACAUCUGUACACGGGAACAAUGACUGUGAGUUGUAGUCCACUUGAAAUUGGUGGCAAGCCAAUUAUGUUGUAGUUUAUUUCUAAAUAUAACAACUGUGCAAAA
Molecule: messenger RNA, 5471 nt
Organism: Anolis sagrei ordinatus
Lineage: Eukaryota; Metazoa; Chordata; Lepidosauria; Squamata; Anolidae
Gene: EPB41L5
Product: erythrocyte membrane protein band 4.1 like 5
Cellular component (GO): cytoskeleton
Molecular function (GO): cytoskeletal protein binding
Source: RefSeq, a predicted model, not a curated record